AUGAUCACAGAACUCAGUUUAGAUGUACUUUGUGUGCCAUCAGAUCCCAUGGUAGCAUUGGCCACUGGUCUAUCUGCUGUACUUCUUUUUCUUUUGCUGAUUGGCCUGACAGCGUAUCUCUUAUGGAAGAAGAGACAGGACCAGAGAAGAGACAGACAACUGAUCAGCAUGAACCCACUUAUUCCGCCAUGCACACCUGUGCUCCAAACAUCCCAAAGUAGCAACUAUGGUUUGGCUGAAGUUCCCUUCUUUCUGCCUCCGAGUUUCAAGAGUUCAUCCCAUUCAGCAGUGCCUGAAGGGAGGGAGGAAGAGGAGCAAUGGAAACAGCACCCGCAUCUGCAUACCCAGCGUGGCUCUUUAACAAUAGGCAGCUGGUUCCCACUGGGAAGCCUGAGGGCAGAUCUGUACCAGCUUCCUGAAGAGCCAAGUGAGUGGGCACAGCCCAGUGGCUCCACUGUACGCCUGUGUUUCGCUGUGCAAUAUCAGCAUGAACAAGAACAGUUGGUGGUCUCCCUGCUACAAGCUGCCAACCUGCCUGCCCAAUGCCAAAGCAAUACCACACUGGUCAAACUACAGCUCCUGCCAACUGAAGAUCGACACCAUCGUCAGGCCAAGGCCUGGUGCAAAGGUUGCCAACCACAGUUCAAUGACACCUUUGUGUUUCAGAUGUCUAGUUACAGUGUGGACCAGUUCACUCUGCACUUGAGUGUGUACAGUGUGGACAGACUGAAGAAGCAUCACCUGGUGGGCCAUGUUCUGUUCCCUCUCAGACACACUGAACUGCAAGAGGCAGCAGGCAAAGUCCUGUGGAGAGACCUUGAGACUGAGAGUGAUCUGCCCCUUUCGAAGCAUGGCAAUAUCCAAGUGUCUCUGAAUUACUGUCAGUCUCUACAGCGCCUCACUGUGGUUGUGCUUAGAGCCCGAGGACUCCAGUGUCCCAGCAAUGCUGAUGUCUCUGUCCAGGUUUCUCUGCAGAUACACACUCAGGUAGUGAAAACAAAGUGGACACCAAUCACCAGAGGCAGCAACCCCACUUUUAAUGAGAAGCUGACAUUCAGGCUUCUCCCUCUGCAGCUCGAUGCAGCCUGUCUGAGCCUGGAAGUCCAGCAGGUAGCCCCUGAACAGCCUGCUGAAGUGCCAAGCACCAGGACUAAGGCACCAAUAAAACUUGGACUAGUGGUCAUUGGGCCAUUUAUGUAUGCCAGAGGCAGGGAGCUGGAGCACUGGAAUGAGAUGAUCAGUAAAUCACAAGAACUGGUCAAACAGUGGCAUGCACUGGGAGAAGCUAACAUCACUCAUGGACCAACCUGA
This is a messenger RNA of Neoarius graeffei (lesser salmon catfish), 1311 nucleotides long. It is a transcript of the gene syt15, whose product is annotated as synaptotagmin XV. NCBI's taxonomy places the organism in Eukaryota, Metazoa, Chordata, Actinopteri, Siluriformes, Ariidae. The coding region runs from base 1 to 1311 and encodes 436 amino acids. Gene Ontology annotation, biological process: regulation of dopamine secretion; regulation of calcium ion-dependent exocytosis; cellular response to calcium ion. The transcript has 7 exons. Gene Ontology annotation, molecular function: phosphatidylserine binding; clathrin binding; calcium ion binding. The record is from RefSeq and is a predicted model, not a curated record.